CCUUAGCCGCCCGAUUUAAUUUUCUGUUCUUUGCAUAUUAACGCGCUGGUCGUUGUAGUUCGAUCUAAAUAACUUCCGAUCGUUGCGACAUGAAGCUGCGCGAAUAAAGUCGAAAAAUAUUUCUGAGCACAUUUAACAACAAUUAAUGAAACUCCGUGAGAAUAAAAGACGAUAACUUGUGAAACACAAUUUUGGUAUCCUAAGAGCACUACACAUAAUAAACUUGCAAAUAGAAACACAAAGAACAAAGCAACAACAUAACAUGUCAGAGUUGCAAGUAUUUACCACAAAUUCCACAAUCAAUACUCCAGACACAGUGGAGCUGUUCGAGCUGCCUCAGAACUAUUCGAUACUCAUUAACAAGCUGGAACGUCUGGCACUUGGUCUAGACUCCACAUUUGGCAACAUAACAGUGGAUCGCAAGGAAGUCGAAGUGGCGGUCAGCGGGUCAAAUGAGUUCCUCGAUUCCUUCGCUGGCCCACUGGUUACUGGUCAGAUAUCCCAGCAUCACGUCAUACAUCCGCAUCAUGAGACCGAGAUACCGGCAGUGGUCAGCGACAUUUGGAUUGGUGUGAUACUCACGCUGCUUAUUGUAUCGGUGAUAUUUUUCAUUUGCUCCUGCUUUUUGUAUCACAAAUUCCAACAAUGGAAGAAUUCAUAUCGCACUAAUCCGGAGCCAGGUGAGAUUUGUCGUCACUUUCCUCCAGAGUAUGAGGUAGAGUCCCUUCCAUCAUACACCAUCGUUUCCGGACUGCCUACGUACGACGAUGCUUUGGAGGAAUUCCGAAAGGCUGGCAUAAUUCUUACGCCACACAUGCCUGUGGUGAAGAUAUUUGAGAAAGACCCAGUUGUCGCAGCCAACACAUCUAAGGAAAACCGGAUAUUCAAUAUGGAAAACGGCGUGAUAGGCGAGGGUGACAACAUCUCAGUCAACUCCGCGUGCACUUGUGUGGCGGGGAACAACGCAAACUCUAAUAAUGCAAACACGCUAUACACCGUUCCCUCGCCGCAUGCUCCACAGAUCAUUGAGCUAUCACCUGAGCAAUUGGCAGCUUUGUCACAGAAGCGUCUGUCACUACAAAUAACCUUUAAUAACACCCUACGACGCAACUCACGCCCCCGUGGUGUCGAUCUUUAUCGUCAGGUUAAUCGUAAUAAUUUGCUGCGCUCGCAAGCUGCCGCAGCCGCUGCAGCAGCCCGCGAGGGUUUCCCACAAAUACAUCGCUCAUCAUCGACGCUGACGUUAUCCAACGAACCUCAUAUAUUGGACCCACGCCUGAUGCAGCAUCUGCAGCAUAGAGGAUCUCUAUAUUGAGGACCAGUAGGACACAAGGAUCGAUUGACACAAUGAUACUGUUACUAAAGAUUCAUACUUACAUACAUUAAUAUGUACAUGCAUUUGUACAUAUCGCACACCGUCUUCAAAAGAGUCACAACUCAAAAUAAUACGUUUGUCAGAAAAUGCGAAAAACUAUAAUCAUAUGGGCAAGGGCGACUUUACCGUAGUUUUUUUUUAAACAAAUUAUAACAAAAAUUUGCUCCAGUUUUUGUACAUUUUUAGCGCAUAAUUUCAAAAAUGCCAAAUUUUGAGUUGUGACUCUCUUGAAGACGGUGUGUGAUAUGUAUAUAUAAAGUAUAAUUGACCUGUUGAAUAUUGUAUAUGUACUUAUACAUUAAGUAUGAAGUUUUGUUUUAAGAUUAGUAUUUUAAAAUGUA
This is a messenger RNA of Rhagoletis zephyria (snowberry fruit fly), 1716 nucleotides long. RefSeq lists its product as uncharacterized. Gene Ontology annotation, biological process: axon guidance. The record is from RefSeq and is a predicted model, not a curated record. Lineage: Eukaryota; Metazoa; Arthropoda; Insecta; Diptera; Tephritidae.